UAAUGAAAACGUGACUUCUGACAGUUGUAGAAAAGCGGUUGCUGCCAUUGUAGUGAUAAUUGCGCUAAUUAAUUCUCUGGUGAAAUGCGUUUCUGGCCUACAAAAAACUACAAUGUUUAUAGUUUUACCUGAUACGAACUCUGUAUAGCUAUUAAAACACAGCUUGUGAAGACAACAAAGAAUCGACUGGAGGUCACAGGGAUAUUGAUAGAGAAUGUGGCAUCAUUAGGCAUUUAAAAGAUGUUUUGGGAAAUAUCAAGGGCUGUGCUGCAGUACAGCAGACGGAGCUGCUGUCUAAAAAGGCAUUACAGCUUUCUGCCAGAUGACGUCAAGUCACUGCGGUCUGUGGUCAACCCUGAUGUGUCCAAGAUCCGCAACAUUGGCAUCAUGGCCCACAUUGACGCGGGCAAGACCACCACCACAGAGAGGAUGCUGUAUUACUCCGGCUAUACCAGAGCACUGGGAGACGUGGACGAUGGAGACACAGUGACCGACUUCAUGGCUCAAGAACGCGAGCGUGGAAUCACCAUCCAGUCUGCGGCGGUUACGUUUGACUGGAAAGGCCACAGAAUCAACCUGAUAGACACCCCAGGUCACAUGGACUUCACUCUGGAGGUAGAGCGGGCUCUUCGUGUUCUUGAUGGGGCUGUGGCAGUGUUUGAUGCAUCUGCAGGUGUUGAGGCCCAGACUUUGACUGUGUGGAGGCAAGCAGAGAAGCAUCAUGUUCCGUGUGUGUGUUUCCUCAAUAAGAUGGACAAACCUGCAGCCAACCUGAGCUUUUCCAUGGAGAGCAUCAGACAGAAACUGAAAGCCAAUCCAGUCCUCCUUCAGAUUCCAAUUGGCAGAGGCAAGAAUUUUUCCGGUGUGGUUGACUUGUUGACCAAUCAGAGGCUGACGUGGAAGAUGAACGAGCGGGAAGAUGACGGACGCGUUUUUGUCGCCAAGCCUCUCAGUGACGUGAAGGAACCGGAGCUCGUGGAGGAAGUCCGCCAGGCCAGGACAGCUUUAAUUGAGCAGGUCGCAGAUCUGGAUGAUGAUUUUGCAGAGCUGCUGCUGACGGACUUCGGUGACAACUUUGAUGCGGUUCCUUCAAUAAAACUCCAAGAGGCACUGCGGCGGAUCACUUUGGCCCGUAAAGGAGUCCCGGUGUUCUGUGGCAGCUCUUUGCGCAACAAAGGGGUUCAGCCCCUCCUGGACGCCAUCGCUGCCUUCCUGCCCGCCCCCGACGAGAGGCCCCACGACCUUGUGCGCUGGUACAAGGACGACUUGUGCGCUCUGGCCUUCAAGGUUCUCCACGACAAGCAGCGCGGCCCUCUGGUCUUCCUGCGCAUCUACUCGGGCACGCUGAAAGCACAAACGGCGCUCCACAACAUCAACAGGAACAGCACCGAGAGGAUGAGCAGACUUCUGGUGCCCUUUGCUGACCAACACGUAGAGAUCACCUCCAUGACGGCAGGAAACAUUGCCCUGACUGUUGGGCUGAAGCAGACCGUAACAGGAGACACCAUCGUCUCAUCGAAAGCAUCUGCUGCAGCCGCCGCCCGUCGGGCGCAUAAUGAGGGCAAAACAAGCAAGGGGCGUGGCCAACAAACCAGUGUGGUCCUUUCAGGGGUGGAAGUCCCCGAUCCGGUCUUCUUCUGCACCAUUGAACCGCCCACCAUGGCCAAACAGGCCGAUCUUGAGAAUGCACUGAACAACCUCCAGAGAGAAGACCCCAGUCUCAAAGUCAGACUCGACCCGGAUUCUGGACAGACUAUCUUGUGCGGAAUGGGAGAGCUGCACAUCGAGAUAAUCCACGAUCGCAUCAGACGGGAGUACGGCAUCGAGACUCACCUGGGCCCUCUCCAGGUCGCAUACAGGGAGACGAUUCUCCAUGAAGCUUCUGCUUCAGACACACUGGACCGCACCAUCGGGGAGAGGAGACACGUGGUGACGGUGGAGCUGCUCGUCCAACCAGGUGAAUAUUCUUCUCAAGUGGCGUUUGCGGAGGAAGCUGCCGGGACAUUGUCAGACAGCGUGAGAGAGGCGGUGGAGAACGGAGUGCACAGCUCGUAUCUCCAAGGUCCACUGCUGGGCUACCCUGUACAGGGCGUGUCCACCCUGAUCCAAAGCGUCAACACAGAACCGGGAACGUCUCCAGCCAUGGUCUCUGCCUGCGUGUCCCGUUGCAUGCUAAAGGCUCUGAGGCUCGCUGGAGGACAGCUGAUGGAGCCUGUCAUGUCCUUGGAGGUGACAGUGGAGGAGGAAUAUCUCGGCACCGUGUUGGGCGAUCUUGCCCAGAGACGAGGGACGGUCAGGGAUAUCCAGAGUCGUCAUGACAACAAGGUGCUGCUGGCCAGCGUGCCUUUGGCAGAAACUCGGGGCUAUUCCACCAUCCUGCGAACGCUGACCUCGGGGAAGGCCACCUUCUCCUUGGAACUGGACACCUACGAGGCCAUGAGCACACAGGACCAGAACGUACUCCUAAAACGCACGGCUGGUUUGCUGUAACCACAUAAGUACAAGAAAUGUGACGUGGCUCACAUGUCAGCUUUUGUAUUCACAAUCACUUUUACAAACAUUACAAAAAGUGCAUUGAUCAGAGCAUUUGGAGUAUUAGGAUGCAGUUUCACAUUUGAUUUCUUCAUUUUCAAGCAUUUCCCUCUUCCGCCUCUUCACGCCACCAGUCCUCAGAUUCCCUUAUACUCGUAAGGGCAGUAGCUGGAAAACAGCGGCUCAGCGGGGAUGCCGCGCCUUAGAUGACAAAACAUCAACGGUUUACAUGUGCGUCCUUCUGAAGGAGGACGCGUGCUCGGAUGUUACUCACUCGACCAUGCGACAACGGUGCGAGGACAGUCUGCUGUAGGCAUCGUUGAUGUCUGUCACGGUCUUGGCGCUCCACAGACGCUCGGCUACAGCGCUGGCGCGGGGCCUGCAGACCAUCACGGUCAUGGAAAUGAUCACGUUUGUAUGAGCAGAACUAUUUGUUUUCUUCAUCAUGGAGAAUAUGAUCACUUUAACCGAUUUUACUACUUGAUCAUAAAUCUCCGCCUUUCUGAGGAAAUAUGUCCAACAUCUCACCAGAGUCUGGGCGUGAGGUUGGUGGCGUCCACAUACUCCCCCCACAAGCAGGCUUCUCCACCGAUCACAAGCUUCUUCUGUUCAUCGGUUCCUGUUUUGGAACGGAAGCACAGUCGGGAUUGUGUCUUCAUGAUGAUUAUGAUGCAAUCAAAUGUUUUUUUGCUGGAAGAGGUUCAACAGGCUUACACUUAACUUGCACGGGAGCGAUCCUAAGGUUUUGUGUCCGUGUGGUGGAGUUUUGAUACAAUAAGAGCCGAGCCAAGUCAUUCAUGGCCUCUUUAAAGCUAAGCUGUGGAAGCUGUGUCUGACAAAAGAACCGCAGUGGAACCUGUCAUUGAAGGCAUCAUGAAGACUUACAGCCACCCUCAAACAACACUCGUUUUGCCUCUUUCUUGUCCUACAAUUUGCCGCAUUUAUUAUUUAUUAUUAUUUAGGACUUGUGCACCGUUUAUGCAUAAAUUACGUACUUGGCACGCAAUUUGCAACCAAAAAAUGGUGCACAUUGGCAUGAAAUAUUAUAGUAUUUAGGCCUGGUGUAUUGUUCCCUCAUGGGUAUGUGUUGCCUCCACCACUUCCCCGCAUCCGUGAAGUAGUCCUGGUAUUACUUGGUCCCGUGUGAUGCCAUGCAACAGCAGGCAUCACCCCCACAGCUUCAUGAAUUCCUCUAUUUGCAAGGGACCUACGUGUAUUGGAACUCCAGAGAAGAAGCCUCUAUUUUCUGCGUAUACAAAAUGUACAAAGAGCAGAAAGAGGGAAUUGCUGACGAGAAGACCUCGCUUUGGGCAUUAACAAACAUUUGAAAAAUAUUCUUUACGCAGCCAACACAAACGCCACACCACCAGUUUACUCAUGGCCACGUUACUGUGGUGACAAAGUACGUCGUAAACGAGCGUUAUGUCCUAAGGGAAAGAAUCAGGGUGUGUUGGACCCUAGAGGUGUCCACUGUACUUUAGCGCUCAUGCAGACACCAACCCUGGAAGUCCUGGGGGUCGGCCUUGUAAUGGCCCUGCCAGUCCUGGCCGUAGGCGAUACGGUUCAGGUACCAGGGGGUGGAGAGUAGGGCCUGGUACCCCGAUGACGUGACUUUUGCCAUCUCAUUCUGGUAUUGCUGCUGGGUCCCUUUCCACACAUGGAUGAGUGUGUCUGCUUUCAGCUACACAACACACACACACACAGAAGGAAAGCAACGUUGUCAUUCAAAUGAGCCUUGCCUUCGCCAUGUUUGCCCUUUCCUCUUGUCUUUGCGUGCACUUUUAAGCGUAAGCCUGUUGAGAAGUAAGUAAACACAACGCCUGACUGACCGUUGAAGUUGAGUGGUUCGACCAUGUAGUACUUCUGCCAGUCCUGGGCGUAGCUAAUGUAAUCUAGGUACCAGGGGGCAGAGAGGAUGGUGGUGUACCCGGCUGCCGUCACAUUGUGCAUUUCCUCGUCGGCCCCGCCACCCAUCCACACGUGCACGACGGUGUCAGGGUUCAGCUGUAACGGUUAAGCUGCUGUGUUUAGGUUGCGCUCACUGGUGUACAAACAACAACAAACUUUGUAGAGUUUGUUGAAGAGAGUGAAACUUGGGAAAGAUAGGACCGCCAGAUUCAAAAUAAAAUAGUUGAGAUUUUUGCUGAAGUUGCAAAAGACAAAUUGUUAACUGCUUUGGUCUUUAAAUGUUCCUUAAAUGCGUUGUUUUCUGUGGAUGUUUAGCACAGAAUAUGACGUCAUGUGGAGGAUGGACUGCAGCACCCCCUGCUGGUGAGGUCUGUAACUGCAGGUCACGUAACUGUGGCCAAACAACCCAACAGCAAAAUGAAAACAUAUGAAGUAAAAAUAUUAAGAGAAAAUAGUUGGAAUCUACGUAGUCAUUUUACAAGAAUAAUGUACUAUUAUGAUAAAGUUGAAUAAAGUUGAAAUAUUAAAGAAAUAAAAAGUAAUAACAUAAAAAGAAACAAAACAACAAAUAAAGUAGUCAUUUUGGGGGAAAUUAGCUUGCGGAAAAAGUUAAGUUACAAGCAUGAAGUGAAAUAAACAAAUAAAUAAAUAAUUAUAGACGUAGGAAAGUUGAAAUAGUUGGAUGAUAAAAAAAAUCAG
Molecule: messenger RNA, 5139 nt
Organism: Doryrhamphus excisus (bluestripe pipefish)
Lineage: Eukaryota; Metazoa; Chordata; Actinopteri; Syngnathiformes; Syngnathidae
Gene: gfm2
Product: GTP dependent ribosome recycling factor mitochondrial 2
Biological process (GO): mitochondrial translation; ribosome disassembly
Cellular component (GO): mitochondrion
Molecular function (GO): GTPase activity; GTP binding
Source: RefSeq, a predicted model, not a curated record